GUAGAGGCUAGUGCUAUCUUAAUCCAAACAACAAAUAAAACAGAAGAAGCAGAAGUAUGGUUAUGUUAUAUUUUGGUCCAUGUUUUGACUUUUUAACUUUUUAUUGAUAUUAUUUUAUUCAAAUAUGAAGCGAGCUCGGGAUAUUCUGGAAGAAAAUCCUAAUAUACAAAGGAGCGUGUCUUUGGUUGAACUGAACCCCGAGCCUAGUGGUUUAGCACUGGUUAACCCGAGAAAAGUUUCCAAAAAGACACACAUUGAGAUGAUGGAACUAGAAAGCCACUUAACUAAUGCAAACAGCCAUGUGGCAUCCAAUGCAAGGAAUAAAUUAGAAAUAAUUGGAAGACAGAUGAAAAAUCUACAAGAACUUAUGACCGAUGUUAUAAGGGAAACAAAUUUAAACCAUGAAUUGAAUGGUGCAGCCUGCAAUUUUGUGAAGAAGCCUGGAAAUGUUUACCACUUGUAUGAACGACCAUCAGGCCAAAAAUAUUUUGGAAUGCUGUCGCCAGAGGAGUGGAUAAACACCCCUCACAAGUUCCUUGGGAGUUAUCGAUUAGAGGCAGACUAUAGUUGGACCCCGGCUGGGGAUGAAGAAACUAGGCAUGAAGGAAUUAACUUCCUCAGGGAAAUUGUGAUGAAUCCCAAAAUGAAAUCAAUUAUGGACGUGACUAGCUGAUUUUAUAAUGACUAAUAAAUACUCUUUCUUAUCAUACUGUAAUGAAUAAUAUAUAAAUAAAUAGUAACAAUUUUAUUGUUUUAUAAAGAGUUGUUUUUUCAAAACAAAUGCAUUUUAAUAAAACAAUUUGAACACAAUUGGUACAAACAAAUGACAAACAUGUACCAAUCAGUUUUUUUUUCUACCAAUUCAAUUAUUCAACUUGUCUAUUUUCCCACUAUGUCACUUU
Messenger RNA from Phaedon cochleariae (mustard beetle), 902 nucleotides. The record is from the annotation of a GenBank genome assembly. Lineage: Eukaryota; Metazoa; Arthropoda; Insecta; Coleoptera; Chrysomelidae.